AUGAAUCCGAAUAAAAUUGAAGAUGAGGGAAGUGUGGAGGCCGAUUUAAAGGCGAGCGUCGAGGAUUUGAAUAGAGAGGUCGGCGAGAGGGGCGACACGUUGAGCAGAGGUGGUUGUGAAGCAGUGGAGGGUGGUGGUAGCGGUGGAGUGCGCGCCACCGACGAUGGUGGGGAAAGAAAUAUCUUCGUGACCAGCAAGCCACUGGCACUCGUGACAGCAAGAGGAGAAGAGAUCGACGAAUGUGGUGAGGAGAUUGCAUAUUUGAAAGGGAAAAUCGAUGAAUUUGAGGGUGUGGAGUCCGAUUUAAAGGCGAACGUCAAUGAUUUGAGGAGAGAGGUCGGUGAGAGGGACGAGAUGUUGAAUUUCAUAAGUAGAGGCGGGUGUGAAACGACAGCGGCAGCAACAAUAGUUGUGGAGAAAGUUAUGAUAGCGUGA
Molecule: messenger RNA, 435 nt
Organism: Striga asiatica
Lineage: Eukaryota; Viridiplantae; Streptophyta; Magnoliopsida; Lamiales; Orobanchaceae
Source: the annotation of a GenBank genome assembly